Micromonas commoda is the source of this 1005-nucleotide messenger RNA. RefSeq lists its product with no specific name. The record is from RefSeq and is a predicted model, not a curated record. Gene Ontology annotation, molecular function: serine-type endopeptidase activity; protein binding. NCBI's taxonomy places the organism in Eukaryota, Viridiplantae, Chlorophyta, Mamiellophyceae, Mamiellales, Mamiellaceae. The transcript has a single exon. Gene Ontology annotation, biological process: proteolysis. The annotation marks the transcript as partial.
GAGGUGACCCCGCCGAUCGCCCCGGCCGAGGCGCUGACGUCGCUCGAGUCGGGCACCGUCGCGCUGUUCGAGCGUUGCACCCGCUCCGUCGUCAACGUCGUGGACGUCACCGUGCUCUCGGGCAAGGCGAUGACCUCCGGCGCGGUCGUGCCCGAGGGUAACGGCACCGGGUUCGUGUGGGACUCCGACGGUCACGUCGUCACCAACUGGCACGUCAUCGGCAGCAUCCUCUCGCAGGUCCCAAAGGGCCGAGACCCGGGCGAGGUCGCGAAGGUCACCCUGGAGGGCGCCGACGGCAGGACCAAGACGUUCCCGGCGACGCUCGUCGGCGCGGAGCGCAGUAAAGACCUCGCGGUCCUCAAGGUCAACGCCCCCAAAGAGUACAUCACGCCAAUCGCGCGGGGUAAGUCCGACGGCGUCAGGGUGGGCCAGGCCGUGUUCGCCAUCGGCAACCCGUUCGGAUUCGACCACACGUUGACCACCGGCGUCGUGUCCGGCCUCGGGCGGACGAUCCAGAGCCAGGCGGGCAGUUUGAUCAGCGGCGGGAUCCAGACUGACGCGGCGAUAAACCCGGGAAAUAGCGGCGGGCCCCUCCUGGACGCGAGCGGCCGCCUCGUUGGGGUCAACACCGCCAUCUUCACGAGCACGGGCGCGAGCGCGGGGGUCGGGUUCGCGAUACCCGUCGACUUGGUGCAGAGGGUCGUGCCGCAGCUCAUCGAGUUUGGGAGCGUGCGACUGCCGAGCCUGAACGUCACCGCCGCGGACCCCAACGUGGGUAAGCAGCUCGGGGUCAAAUCGCAGGGCGUGCUGGUGCAGGCGGUUCCGAGCGGCGGGGAGGCGGCCAAGGCGGGGCUCCUGGCGACGCGGCGGGGUCUCGGCGGGAUCGUCGCCGGGGACGUCAUCGUGGAGGCUGACGGGCGGCGGGUGGUGACGGAGGGCGACCUGGUGGCGGCGGUGGAAGCGCACCAGGUGGGAGAGAGCGUCGUGCUGAAGGUGAGGAGGGGA